UCCCCGUUCCCUGGAACGCUCAGCCUUCACAGAGGCCGACUUCAGGUCCGCCACUAUCCCAGGAUUCCCGACUCCCGGUUUCCUGCCCUCCCCUCCCAGCUGCCGGCGUCUGAGGGAGCGGCAAGAUGGCGGACGGUGACGGCUUGGGUGAAGCCGCGGCUGCGGCGGCCUCACCUCUUGCACCUGCUCCCGGCCUGAGCCCGCCGCCGGGCUGGAGGGAGCGGCUGCGGGCCGGGCUGGCGGGGACUGGGGCCUCGCUGUGGUUCGUGGCGGGGCUGGGGCUGCUUUACGCUCUGAGGGUCCCGCUGAGGCUGUGUGAGAAUUUGGCAGCGGUGACAGUAUUUUUAAAUUCAUUGACACCCAAAUUCUAUGUGGCACUUACAGGGACAUCUUCUUUGAUAUCAGGACUAAUAUUUAUAUUUGAAUGGUGGUACUUCCAUAAACAUGGCACAUCUUUUAUUGAGCAAGUAUCUAUAAGCCAUUUGCGACCGCUAAUGGGAGGAACAGAAACCAGCAUUUCAGAGCCAGGUUCUCCUUCCAGCAACAGAGAAAGUGAAACCAGCAGACAUAACUUGUCAGAAUGCAAGGUAUGGAGAAACCCUCUAAAUCUUUUCAGAGGAGCAGAAUAUAGGAGAUACACUUGGGUGACUGGUAAAGAGCCUCUUACAUACUAUGACAUGAAUUUGUCAGCUCAGGACCAUCAGACUUUUUUCACCUGUGACACGGACUUUUUACGUCCUUCAGACACAGUUAUGCAGAAGGCAUGGAGGGAAAGAAAUCCUCCAGCUCGAAUCAAAGCAGCCUAUCAAGCUUUAGAAUUAAACAAUGACUGUGCCACUGCGUAUGUUCUACUGGCUGAGGAAGAAGCAACAACUAUUGUAGAUGCUGAAAGGUUAUUUAAACAGGCACUCAAGGCAGGAGAAACAAUUUAUAGGCGAUCACAGCAAUGCCAGCACCAAAGUCCUCAGCAUGAAGCUCAACUGAGAAGAGAUACCAAUGUACUGGUAUAUAUUAAAAGAAGAUUGGCAAUGUGUGCAAGAAAAUUAGGAAGAAUAAGAGAGGCAGUUAAGAUAAUGAGAGAUUUGAUGAAAGAAUUUCCUCCUCUUACCAUGUUGAACAUCCAUGAAAAUCUCCUAGAAUCACUUUUAGAAUUACAGGCCUAUGCAGAUGUUCAGGCAGUCCUAGCAAAAUAUGAUGAUAUAAGCCUUCCAAAGUCAGCAGCAAUCUGUUAUACAGCAGCACUGUUGAAGACAAGGACUGUUUCAGAUAAAUUCUCUCCAGAAACAGCAUCCAGAAGAGGCUUAAGCACAGCAGAAAUUAAUGCUGUGGAAGCAAUUCACAGAGCUGUGGAAUUUAAUCCUCAUGUACCAAAAUAUUUACUAGAGAUGAAAAGUCUGAUUUUGCCUCCAGAACACAUUCUGAAACGGGGUGAUAGUGAAGCAAUUGCCUAUGCUUUCUUUCAUCUUCAGCAUUGGAAGCGAAUAGAAGGUGCCCUUAAUCUGUUACAAUGUACAUGGGAAGGCACUUUUAGAAUGAUUCCAUACCCACUAGAGAAAGGCCACCUAUUUUACCCUUAUCCCAGCUGCACAGAGACUGCUGAUAGAGAGCUGUUACCUACCUUUCAUCAUGUUUCUGUUUACCCAAAGAAGGAGCUUCCUUUUUUCAUUCAUUUCACAGCAGGACUGUGUUCUUCCACAGCAAUGAUAGCUCUUCUCACACACCAGUUUCCUGAAAUCAUGGGUGUUUUUGCUAAAGCUGUAAGUAUGAUCUCAAGGACUUGUGUAGAGUAUUUGUAAAACACACAAGAAACCAUCUUUGAUCUGUACGUGGCAAUCCAGUUUAUCAGUGGAAGAUAUUUGUCAUAGUAAAUUACAGGAAUUGAUUUGUAAAGUUGCUGCCAUAAAUAUGUCAAAUAUAAAUUUUUCAGUGAUUUGAGCUAUUUUUUUGUUGCUUAAAAGUUUAAAGAAUACAAUGGCAUAACAUUAUAAAAUUGAUCUUUGGAGAUCACUUUUGGUGGUAAACAUAGCAAUUAUUUCCUGCUAAAGAACAAUCCAACACUUCUAAAUGCAUUUUCUUUGGCAUUUAAAACAUUUCCCUAUUUUAUAACAAGCUGUUUGAUUUUUCUGUUUAAAUGAAAUUGUUAGUUCUAAGGAUUUGCUGAACUUUAAAGUCAAGAGUGCAACUAGAAUGGAGAAUAGGUAGGUAAGAUGAGACAGAUGGGACAUUUGCCCUGGAUACAGGAUGUGCCGCCCUGUUACUGUAUCUGCAUGUCCUUAUUGACUUUCCCCAACAUUGGUUUUAGAACCAUGUAUAGAGCUUUAUUUUCAUUUUUACCCUUUAGUUUUGAAGUGCUUCCCCAUUUCCUGACCCAGGUCCAGGAAGUACUUGAGGACUGAUAUUAAAAAGGGUAUCCCAUGAUUAUUUACUCUUCUACAUGAACAUAAUUAAUGUCAUUGGCUCAAAGUAAAAUUCCCAGAGAUAGGUCCCUUUAAGUCUCCAAACCUUUUAAAAAAUGUGUCUUUCUUGUACAUCUUUGCAUUUUUAACAGGUAAUAAGAGUUCAAACCCAAAAAGAAAAUGCUGAUUUAUUAUAUUGUCAAAUAGAAAAGCACUGAGAACGUAGAAACACUAGCCCUUACUUGGUAAUGUAAUUUCUAUGUUCUUCUCUAUAUGCCUCCAUUCCACCUCCCUGUUUCCUCACAAUUUCUUUUCCUGCCUUAAGAAUAGUUUAUUUUGUGCCUUAAUGAUUAGUUGGUUUUCUUCUGGCACCAGUAGUAAGAACACUGGUUUCCCUUUUUCCCUGAAGGUCAACUGUAUAAUGUGUUAAGUUGCCACUGGCUGUAGGCCUAGGAGUCUGAGACUGCACUUGAUUCUGGGUCAAGCUUCAAGAAGAAUGACUUUCCACUGUUGUUCAGGGAGUAUAGAUAUUUGGGUUGGAAACUGACUGUUCUGUUUCUUUUUAGUGUAAAAAGGAAGCUUAGUGAUCAUACUAUAACUCUGUUAUUUGCAGUGGUACUGACUGGGGAGUGAGUGUGUCUCAGACUGAAAUAACCUUACUGUGUAAUCUGGCAUAGAAAAAAAAUUGACUAGAAGGGGAAUCCUGUCCAUUUAACAACUGGAAAAAAAAAUGCAGCUGUGUAUUUGAGAUCAGUCAAGCAAUGAGAGAGAUGGCCCUUGGGUAGUGAGAAGAAGGUGAAAUGGAACAAGGAGGGAUAUUUAGAAUCUGGAAUAGGUAUGUAUUGAUUGUUAGUAGUGUACUUCCAUGAAGUAUUGGCUAAAAUUAAUAUGGAGUGUACUCACUAUCUGCUCUAUCCAUCAUCAUUGGUAUAUAGUGUCUGCCUUUACCUGAAAGAUUACAGAUGAACCAGAAGAGCCUUUAAGAUUAUAUAGCACAAGCUCCUUAGCAUUCCUGUAGCAGAGUCUGAGAAUGAAUACUUAUGCAUUUUAAAGUGGAAACUUCUUUUUUAGACCAAAAGUUAUUUAUUUACUGUGAUUCUAGUUGAUGAACAAUAAACAGGCAUUUAUUUACUAU
Equus quagga is the source of this 3531-nucleotide messenger RNA. It is a transcript of the gene ST7L, whose product is annotated as suppression of tumorigenicity 7 like. The coding region runs from base 126 to 1796 and encodes 556 amino acids. The transcript has 14 exons. The record is from RefSeq and is a predicted model, not a curated record. Lineage: Eukaryota; Metazoa; Chordata; Mammalia; Perissodactyla; Equidae.